UGUUCCACUUCCCUCCCUUCAGGACUACACUUCCCGGCAUCCCUCAGCAUCAGGAGAAGCGCAAGGCAUGCCGGGAUCCCGUUCCUCAGCCCCGUCUUCUCUGUACAGAGUCCCGCACUUCCCGGUGUUCGGUCAGCUCAGGACGGAGCAUGCGUACUACAGGACCGAAAAGAAAGUACCGUCGCCGUGUACCGGCGUUCAUGGUGAAAUGUGAGAAGGAGGAAGAGCCGGUGACAGCCCCGAGUCCGCGGUAUAUGGCGGCGGGGACUGAGUGCCUGGUUAACCUGGCUGACCUGAAUCCCUACAUUCUCUGCUCAAUCUGCAAAGGUUAUUUCGUCGAUGCCACAACCAUAACGGAAUGUCUUCAUACAUUUUGCAAAAGCUGCAUAGUAAAGCAUUUUUACUACAGCAACAGGUGUCCAAAGUGUAAUGUUGUGGUCCAUCAAACGCAGCCUCUGUAUAAUAUCAGAUUGGACAGACAGUUACAAGACAUAGUCUACAAAUUAGUUGUUAAUUUGGAAGAACGUGAAAAAAAACAAAUGUGUGACUUUUACAGCGAAAGAGGCCUUGAAGUUCCAAAGCCAACAGUCCCACAACCAAAUAUCACCAAUCGAGGAAGGCCUAGGAAAUUGGUGGGACCCGUCUUUCGUAUGCCUCCAGAGUUGGAUGUAUCGCUGCUACUGGAGUUUAUUGGGGCUCAGGAGGGCACAGGAAGUUAUAAGCCUCUGGAGAAGAAGUUUGUACGUGUGUCUGGCGAAGCAACCAUUGGACACGUGGAGAAAUUCCUUCGACGAAAAAUGGAGCUCACUGCAAUGUGUCAAGUGGAUAUCAUAUGUGGAGACCAUAUACUGGAACACUAUCAGACACUGAGGGAUAUACUUUCUGCCAUUGGAAAAAAAGCAGUUCAGGAUGGUUUACUUGUUCUUCACUUUGGCCUGGUCCUGUCUCCAUUGUCCUUUACCUGAAGGUAUUCAUGCAAAAUGAUGGAUAUGGACAUCUCUCUCAAGGUUGACUUCAGUCAGUCAUGGUGCAAAGAAGGUGGAUAUUCUGUAAGGAAAGUCUCAGCUACCGGACGUGACUAAGCUCAAUAUGAGCUGGGUAAAUUUGUAUCACUGGCCUGAGCAUACAUCGGGAGUGUGUAGAUGGCCAUUCAGAAGGCUCAUGCCUGAGAGCAUCAAAAAGUUGCGAUUGCUCUUUCUACUGAAUUUUUACAUACAUAUUACCAAAAGCUCAUAAUAUAGAGCAUAUGAAUUUUAUAAUCCAAAAACAAAAGAUUUGCCUUAAUAUUGGACUAUGUUGACCAAAAUCUACCAAAAGCACUGGACAAUGAAAUGUAAAUAUGUAUUUUCCUAUGACCACAUAUUUUUCUUAAAUGUAGCAACCAAUGUCAUGUAAAUAAUAAGUAUGCUUUUGAAAGUUUUUUUUUUUUUUUUUUCCCCUGGAAACAUGGGUUUGUUUAUGGUAAAACGCUGUGGUCAUGCUGCAAUGUAGGAGAGGUUUACACUUCAGCACACUGUGUAACAAUAAAGCCAUUUUCUCAGCAA
Rana temporaria (common frog) is the source of this 1544-nucleotide messenger RNA. RefSeq names its product polycomb group ring finger 6 (gene PCGF6). The transcript has 10 exons. The coding region runs from base 150 to 965 and encodes 271 amino acids. NCBI's taxonomy places the organism in Eukaryota, Metazoa, Chordata, Amphibia, Anura, Ranidae. The record is from RefSeq and is a predicted model, not a curated record. Gene Ontology annotation, cellular component: PRC1 complex. Gene Ontology annotation, biological process: regulation of transcription by RNA polymerase II.